UUGUCAAUCGCAGCUCACACAAAAUUGUGAAAAGAUGGACGGAGGUAACAAUUGCGGUAGUAUAGGUGGUAUCAUGAAUAACAAACAGAGGACAAUGCUAUCUAACAAAAGUCGUGUCGAAUGCGUCCGCAAUCAGAGAAAAGACUCUGAGGGCUUCUCUGAGUCUCCUGAUCUGGAAUUUGAGUAUUCAGACACUGACAAGUGGGCCGCUGAGCUCUCUGAGAUAUACAGUUAUACUGAAGGACCUGAAUUCCUACUGAACAGAAAAUGCUUUGAGGAAGACUUCAGAAUUCAUGUGACGGAUAAAAGCUGGACGGAGUUAGAUGCAGUGCAGCAUCGAGCCCAUGCCAUGCGGCUCCUGGAUGGACUAGAGGUGACCGCACGGGAGAAGAGACUGAAGAUCGCCAGAGCUAUACUCUACAUCGCACAGGGCACUUCAGCUGAGUGUGCGUCUGAGGCGGAGGUGCAGCACUGGAUGCGGUACAAUGCCUUCCUGCUCCUCAGCGUGGGCACCUUCUCCGCUCUGGUGGAGCUCCUCAACAUGGAAAUCGACAACAGCGCUGCCUGCAGCAGUGCGGUGAGGAAACCCGCCAUCUCUCUUGCAGACAGCACCGACCUGAGGAUUCUGCUUAACAUCAUGUACAUCAUGGUGGAGACGAUACAGCAGGAGGAGCCAAUGGACAGCCCCGAAUGGAAAGCAGCAAGAGACACUUUCAAAACCGAACUGGGCUCCCCUCUUUACAACAAUGAGCCAAUGUCAGUGAUGCUCUUUGGGAUGGUGACCAAGUUCUGCAGCGGUCAUGCUCCACACUUCCCAAUGAAGAAAGUGCUGCUGCUGCUGUGGAAAAUCAUUCUGUUUACUCUGGGUGGCUUUGAGCAGCUGCUGAACAUUAAGGUCCAGAAGAGGGGUGAGCUGGGGCUCCCACCCCUGCCAGAAGACAGCAUCCGCGUGGUCCGAAGCAUGCGAGCCGCCUCCCCUCCCGCCUCCACCUCGGAUCUGCUGGAGCAGCAGCAAAAACGUGCUCGUCGAGAACACAAGGCCCUGAUCAAGCAAGACAAUCUUGAUGCCUUUAAUGAAAAGGACCCUUACAAAGCAGACGACGCCCGUGAAGAUGAGUAUGACAACGAUGACGGCGAGAAUGCCAUGGAGCCCGAGAGUUUCCCGCUGGAACGCGAUGAGGUCAUGCCGGUUCCCCUUCCACAUCCACCAUGUGAAAGACUGUCAUUCCCCAAGGGUCUGCCCUGGGCUCCCAAAGUCAGGGAAAAAGACAUCGAAAAUUUUCUGGAAUCAAGCAGAAGUAAAUUUAUUGGAUACACUCUUGGAAAUGACAUAGAUACCGUAGUUGGCCUGCCAAGACCGAUUCACGAAAGCAUCAAAACUCUGAAGCAGCACAAGUAUGUCUCCAUAGCAGAGAUUCAGAUGUCCAAAGAGGACGAGUAUCAAAAGACGCCACUCUCUGGGGGCGAGGAGAUGAUUGACAUGUGUGCCACUGAGCUGCUGUACCAAGGAAUUCUCCCCAGUCUGCCACAGUACAUGAUUGCUCUGCUGAAAAUUUUGCUUGCUGCAGCUCCUACUUCAAAGGCCAAGACAGACUCCAUUAACAUCCUGGCUGAUGUGCUACCCGAAGAAAUGCCCACCACCGUGCUGCAGAGCAUGAAGCUGGGGGUGGAUGUUAACCGGCACAAGGAGAUCAUCGUGAAGGCCAUCUCAGCCAUCCUUCUGCUGCUUCUUAAGCAUUUCAAAUUGAACCAUGUUUACCAGUUUGAAUACAUGGCUCAGCACCUGGUGUUCGCCAACUGCAUUCCUCUUAUAUUGAAAUUCUUCAAUCAGAACAUCAUGUCUUACAUCACCGCAAAGAACAGUAUUACUGUGUUGGAUUUUCCAUACUGCGUGGUAAAUGAACUUCCAGAGCUCACCGCUGAAAGUUUAGAAGCGGGGGAAAACAGCCAGUUCUGCUGGAGGAACCUCUUCUCCUGCAUAAACCUGCUCAGGAUCCUAAACAAGCUGACUAAGUGGAAGCACUCCAGGACUAUGAUGCUGGUUGUGUUCAAGUCUGCUCCCAUCCUGAAGAGGGCGCUGAAGGUGAAGCAGGCCAUGAUGCAGCUGUACGUGCUGAAGCUCCUCAAAGUGCAGACCAAGUACCUGGGCCGCCAGUGGAGGAAGAGCAACAUGAAGACCAUGUCCGCCAUCUACCAGAAAGUCCGCCACAGACUCAAUGACGACUGGGCUUACGGCAACGCAGACCUGGAUGCACGGCCGUGGGACUUUCAAGCAGAAGAGUGUGCUCUGCGCGCCAAUAUCGAGCGGUUUAACAGCCGCCGCUAUGACAAGAAUCAGACCAACCCUGAAUACCUGCCUGUGGACAACUGCCUCCAGAGCGUUCUUGGACAGAGUGUGGACCUGCCAGAGGACUUCCAAAUGAACUAUGACCUCUGGCUGGAGCGGGAGGUGUUCUCCAAACCUAUUUCCUGGGAAGAACUCCUGCAUUAAAGGUCCAGUGCUCCAGUAGAGUUCAGUAGUUACUUUCCAAAACAAUGUUGCUGUCCAUUCACAACUUUCUUUGAGCAUUAACUUUUCAUUGAAAUACAUAUACUGAUAUUUGUCUCACCAGAGUAGGUUUUGGAGCCAAAGCUGUCUAACGGGUCGUUCAAAAUGGUGGGUUUACAUGGAGAAUAUCCAUGCAAAUUUGCAUGCCAUACGCUAGGGACACAUAGCAGGUGAAAUGAGCGAAGCAAAGAGAGGCUAAAUUCAGUGUUCCAUUCUGACAGCUCAACUGUCACCUGGUCCUCACGAUGAAUCAAAUGGAAUGGAACAGUUAUGCUGCUGAGUUGAUUGGCCGCCGCAGGCGAAAGUCGCUCCUCAUUUGCAUGAUAUUAAACUUGGUUUAAUAAUUUUGCUUCGCUUCGCUCCUGUUAGCUUGCCUUUGCCUCCCUCGUAAGAAUGAAUGGCGAAGUUCGCUUCGCUCGACCAGAUUUGUGUCAUCGUGUUCUUGAAUGUUGUUGACGAUUGUGAGUGGAUAGCAUACAUCCUGGAAAUUAACUACUAAGAAUUACACAGCCUGUCUUGGAAGACAAAGCUGUGUAUAACUUCUUCCAAAAGACCCAGAAACAAUGGAAGAACCAGUUGGACCUCAUAUUUUGUGUAAUGGAUACCCCUAAAAGCCUUAUAGUUGACACAUUUUGCAUGCUAUCUCAUUUUAAUUCAUAAUUGACAUAUUCACUUAGCACACAAACUACAAACUACGAUUGGCCUUUUAUAUAUCUUUUUUUUCUUGCUAGUGUUUGGAGCUCUGGGUGCUUCAGUACAUUCCAAAAAUGCUGGUAAGGUACAGGAUGACAACAUUGGAAUAUUGGAACAUUUUUUUGUUACUGCUUCUUAAAAUAUGCAUUCUAUUCUAUUGGCUACAUUCUAUUGGUGGAACCUGCAGCCUCUAGUGCUGAUGCCCCCUGGUAUCAAGCAGCUUUUCUGUGCUUUGUGCUUUUUAACAAUUGUGUAGGUUGUUGCUAAAGAUAAGAUUUACAACAGACACCUCUUGACCUGUGACACUACAACUUUGUGACCUGAGGAUAGGGACUUGUGGGGACCGUGUGCGUGUGUGGGUUUGUGUGUACGCUUUUUUAAAGACAAACUUUUGCUACUUACAGUAUGUUGUCCACUAGUGGCUUCCUGUUUUUUUUGUUCUCUGGUAUUUUAAGGUAUAUUGUUAAUAGAAAGCAAUGUUUUGUUUUGAAACCUGAAUUUGUAAUCCUGUGUUUUAAAAAGGUUAGUGGAUUUCCUAAUUUGACGAAAAUCUCCCAAGUUGAUGAUUUCCAGGAACAAAAACCCAUACGCGUAUUCCAUACUUAGUUCCCAUUCCUCACUAUGAUCUUGUAAUGAAUGGUUACUGGUUUUAUACUGUAGAUUUAUCCUUUGAAAUGAAUCCUUAACAACAGUUACGGUUUAUGAUGUCAGUUAUCCACUAUAUAAUUUGCCUCUUUAUAUAUGUAAAUAAAAUGUGCUUUGCCUCUGGAUACCCUA
Molecule: messenger RNA, 4018 nt
Organism: Engraulis encrasicolus (European anchovy)
Lineage: Eukaryota; Metazoa; Chordata; Actinopteri; Clupeiformes; Engraulidae
Gene: strip1
Product: striatin interacting protein 1
Exons: 21
Coding region: 35-2491 (818 amino acids)
Biological process (GO): cytoskeleton organization
Cellular component (GO): cytosol
Source: RefSeq, a predicted model, not a curated record